Molecule: messenger RNA, 2721 nt
Organism: Serendipita indica DSM 11827
Lineage: Eukaryota; Fungi; Basidiomycota; Agaricomycetes; Sebacinales; Serendipitaceae
Source: the annotation of a GenBank genome assembly
AUGACCCGUCUAAUGACUCUAAAGAACGUCGCUCUAAUCCUUUCCUCGGCUCUUCUCGCUGCUGCUCAGCAAAACAUUGACACUCAAUGUCCCGGUUAUAACGCCACCAACGUCUCCAACAUCCGCAACGGCUUCAAGGCUGAUCUUGUCCUUGCUGGAAACGCUUGCAACGUCUAUGGCACCGACAUUCCAAAGCUCUCGUUGACAGUGACGUACGAGACUGACAACAGAAUUCACAUGAAGAUCAUUGACCCUGCAAACUCACGGUACGAAGUCCCCGAGAGCGUCUUCCCGCGACCGUCUUCUUGGGGCGGCACCCGAACGUCGCCGAACAUCAAGUUCAACUAUGUCAAAGCACCGUUUAGUUUUACCAUUACCAGGUCUACCACCAACGAAACCCUCUUCAACACCACGGGCUUCCCACUCGUCUUUGAGCCACAAUACCUCCGCGUAAAGACGUCGCUCCCGGCUCGUGCAAACAUCUAUGGUCUCGGAGAACACACCAAUUCCUUCCGACUUCCUCCGGGGAAUACCACGAGGACAAUGUGGAACCGCGACGCGUACGGUGUGGCGAAUGAGACUAACCUGUACGGCGACCACCCCAUCUACUUUGAACAUCGUACAACGGGAACUCAUGGCGUCUUUCUUCUCAAUUCGAAUGGAAUGGACGUCAAGCUUCGAGGUGAUGAUAAUGGUGGUUCACUCGAGUACAAUGUCAUUGGUGGAAUUCUCGACUUUUACUUCCUCGCUGGUCCUUCUCCCAUCGAACUGUCAAAGCAGUACGCCAAGCUCGUCGGUCUUCCAGCAGAGAUUCCCUAUUGGGGUCUCGGGCUACACCAGUGCAGAUACGGAUACCAGAACUAUCUUGAAGUCGCACAAGUCGUCGCCAACUAUUCUGCUGCGAACAUUCCGUUGGAGACGAUGUGGACGGACAUUGACUACAUGUACGAGCGCCUAGUGUUCACCAACGAUCCAAACUACUUCCCAAUGGCUCGCAUGCGGGAGAUUGUCAGCGACCUUCACGCCAGAGGACAACAGUAUAUCGUCAUGGUUGAUCCCGCCGUCGGAGUCAAGCCAGGUGUAUCUACGGCAUAUGAUCGUGGCCAAGCUCUGGGAAUCUGGAUGAAGAAUCCCAACGGGACCAACUUCGAAGGCUUGGUCUGGCCCGGUGUGACUGUCUGGCCAGAUUGGUUCAAUCCAAAGACCCAAGCAUAUUGGACAAACGAGUUUGCACUUUUCUUCAAUCCCGAGACUGGACUCAACGUCGAUGGCAUCUGGAUUGAUAUGAACGAACCCGCUUCUUUCUGCGAGUACCCUUGUGCUAAUCCAUCCGCCGAAGCCAGCUCUCAGAACUUGCCACCAAGCAGGACGAGCCCACCCCCAGACAAGACUGCCUCGCUCCCCAUCGGUACCACCAUUCCUAGUCUUACCGCUAGUCUCCUCAAGCGUGGAAGCAACUAUACCGACGUUCUCAACCCACCAUACGCCAUUGGAAACGUCUUGCCUCACCUCAGUGAUCGAACUGCCUUUACAAACGUCGUCCAUGCCAAUGGUUUGAUUGAAUACGAUACGCACAAUUUGUACGGCACGAUGAUGUCGACGGCCACUCGUGAGGCUCUCCUUACUCGAAGACCUGGAAAACGUCCGUUUGUCAUCACUCGCUCGACCUUUGCUGGUGCUGGUGCCAAGGUUGGCAAGUGGCUCGGUGACAAUCUUUCCACUUGGGAUCACUACCGCAACUCGAUUGCGGGUAUGCUCGGCUUUGCUUCCAUCUAUCAAGUUCCCGAGGUUGGAAGCGACAGCUGUGGAUUCGGAGGCAACACGACAGAGACGCUCUGUGCACGAUGGGCAACUCUUGGUGCAUUCAACCCCUUUUAUCGCAACCACAACGGCGACACGUCCAUCUCUCAAGAAUUUUACCGCUGGCCAACGGUCGCACAAGCUGCGCGCAACGCCAUUGACAUGCGCUACCGCUUGCUCGAUUACUUCUACACUGCCCUCCACCAAGCGCACGUCGACGGAACGCCCGUCCUCCAGCCUCUAUGGUACCAAUACCCGACCGACUCGAAUACGUUUGGCAUCGACUUGCAAUUCCUCUUUGGCGAAUCCGUCCUCGUCUCGCCUGUCACACAAGAAAACGUUACCGACGUAUCCAUUUAUCUCCCCAACGACUACUUCUACGACUUCAAGUCGUACACGUUCAUCAACGGUACAGGCUCGACGACGCAGUUGACCAAUGUCGCCUACACCGACAUCCCCGUCUACAUCCGCGGUGGCGCUGUCCUUCCUCUCCGCGUCUCGAGCGCAUAUACAACAAAGCAGCUCCGUCAAAAGGACUUUGAGCUCGUCGUUGCGCCGAGCAAGUCUGGCCAGGCAUCGGGGACAUUGUACAUUGACGAUGGCGAGUCGCUCGAGCAGUCGAGUACCUAUACAGCACAGUAUACGUACAAGGACAGAAAGUUGACCGUCAAGUCUCAGGGAAAUUACAAUGUCGGAUCGCUCAAGUAUCGCAAUGUUCGCAUUCUGGGGCUGUCGGGUCGCCCGAAUAACAUCAGCCUCAAUGGACAGAAUGUCGCUAGCAAUAUGGUGCAGUACAAUGACACGAGCAAGAGUGUCUCCGUCAACGUUACGCAACCCCUGAAAAAACACCUUUACGCUCAAGUGGUCGUAGGGAUAGACAAACGGAACGAAUCAUUGUCAUGUAAACGGGUAGAUGACUGA